AUGACUGUGACAGCCGUACAGUCCAACAUACUGGCCCGGUUUUUUGUACGUAUCGAGGAUGACGUGCUGACAAUGAAGCAAAGGCAGAAAAGGGACGCCUAUUUCACUCCCCGUGAAUUAUUCGGCGGACAGACUAUGCAAUUUUAUAACCUUCUCUAUGCAUUUAUCUGUAUCAUCUUUGGCGCAGCAGUGUUGGCUAACUAUGAACAGACAUUUGUGUGUCUGCUGCUCCUACUGGGUGGCGGUGGAGCUCUCCAAGUUUGUUUCUGCGAGAAGCCCGAAUUUAUAACCAAGUGCGAGGAUACGGCUCUGCAUCUGUUCAAUUACAAUGCGGAUGGAAUUGUUGGUGCCUGGGCUGGCAGCGUUUUGGCACCGUUGGACUGGGGACGCCACUGGCAGGUAUAUCCCAUACCAGAUGUGAUUGGAGCUCUGCUGAAAGUGCAUUGGGUAGCCUACUCGCAUGUCUUGCAUAUGUGUGGACGUGUGUAUAUGAGCAAGAAGAGUUCUUAA
Messenger RNA from Drosophila nasuta, 510 nucleotides. RefSeq lists its product as uncharacterized. Gene Ontology annotation, biological process: GPI anchor biosynthetic process. Gene Ontology annotation, cellular component: endoplasmic reticulum membrane. NCBI's taxonomy places the organism in Eukaryota, Metazoa, Arthropoda, Insecta, Diptera, Drosophilidae. The record is from RefSeq and is a predicted model, not a curated record.